Aphanomyces astaci is the source of this 1398-nucleotide messenger RNA. RefSeq lists its product as hypothetical. The record is from RefSeq and is a predicted model, not a curated record. The coding region runs from base 1 to 1398 and encodes 465 amino acids. The transcript is spliced from 4 exons. NCBI's taxonomy places the organism in Eukaryota, Oomycota, Saprolegniomycetes, Saprolegniales, Verrucalvaceae. Gene Ontology annotation, molecular function: nucleic acid binding.
AUGAUUUGGCAACGUGGCCGUGCAACGGCGCUGCCUGGUAGCCGUGCCGACGUCAAGUCUCGAAUGACCAAUUGUGGUCGAACGAAAUCCUACACGGUCAAUGAGAUCGAGCAGUGCAUCAAGGCAACACCUCUGGCCCAACGACAAACUUACCGUGCAUUGGCAGCAGCGAUUGGAGUCUCAACUUGGACGAUUUGGAACUUUAUCCAAAGCAAGUGGGUCACCCGACGUCCAAACUGGACAAAGCCACGGCUCAAGCCCGAACACAUGAAGCAGCGCGCCGACUUCUGCAAGGCAAUUUUGAACGACUACAGUAAGCAUAAUGACAAUGAAUUGUACAAUGCCGUUCACAUUGACGAAAAGUGGUUUUACAUCACCAAGAUUCGUCGCCGCUUUUACCUCUGGCAUGACGAAGAGAACAUGCCCAGACACGUGCAAUCGAAGAGCCACAUCACCAAAGUGAUGUUCCUGGUGGCCGUGGCCCGACCUCGCAGCGACUGGGACGGAAAAUUUGGCUGCUGGCCUUUCGUGGUGUCCACUCCCGCCCAACGAACAAGCGCGAAUCGGCCAGCAGGCGCACUUGUCACGAAGUCGGUCUACCGUUCGUAUCUCGUUGAGAAGGUCAUUCCGUCGAUCAAGGAGAUGUGGCGUUGGCUUACCGACGACAACGAAGGGGUCGUGUACUUGCAGCAGGACAACGCUCGCGCUCAUGUCGCUGCCGAUGAACCAACUGUUGCUGCUGCCGCUGAGCAUGCGGCCUUCCGCAUUCAAGUGCGCAACCAACCGCCGCAAAGCGUAAACUCGAGUACCCGUGUCCGCGUAAAUGAUCGGGCAGGAGAACGUCCACUUCGGGACACCGCGCGAGUUCCGCGAGCAAGUCGGCUAGUGGCGCGUCCUUGGAUAGAAGAUGCGCUGCGCGGGAUUCCUUUGGACUGUAUCAUUUGGUUGAUCUUCAUCCACAGCCACACAGUGGUUGUCUUGAAGCACGGCGAGGACGUCCUUGGCCACGGUCCUGGUGCGUGUAACACAGCGGUCACGGAUGAAACGCUUGACCAAGGCGCGCACAGCUCGGGUGUUAUGAACCCUGGAUUGGUGAUUCGUCGUGUUGGAUGGCGGACGCGAGACCGACAAGUCCCCUGUGGCCAAGAACUCGGCCAUGACAGCCUUGACUGUGCGGGCACCAUGCCCAAGCAAUCCACCGACAACACCAGAGACAUCAGAGCAACCUUACUCACGAAGGGAUGCUUGAAGCCAAAGAAUGUCCAGCUUCUCCUCGUAGGUCAAGCUGCGCCCACGGCGCAUCUUGACGAAUUUCUUCAUCCGCGCUAUGACCCCCGCAUCCAUGCACGACACGGGAAAUUUGGCCCAGUCACAGCCGUCAUGUUUCGCUCUAUUUGA